AUGGCGUUCGAAAGCCGGCUGCGUGGCACCGCGGCACUACUUGAAGAGGCAAAGCGCUCUGACUCUCGUGGUUUAGCCUUGUUGGAGGAACUCCUCGUGGCCUUCGGGAAACGUGAUGCCCCAGGACUCUCUGAGCAUGAGCGGCAUCGAAUUGCGGCCGAGGACGUCGAGCCUCUGUUGGAAUUGCUGCAAGAGGUGGUCAGCGCCAGCGGCCAAGCUGCCGCUGCUCUGCACCACGCCGCACGGAGCCAGGUGGAGGGAGGCGCCUCGGACGCUUCAGCCGAGGAGGUCAAGAGCUUGUUCCAAGCUGCUGAUUUCGUGGAACAAGAUGCCCAGCUCAAGGAUACAGUUGUUAUAUUGGCCGAGCCGAGCAAACCAGACUACAUCCGGGACGUGAAUGCUCUUGCUUCGACCAUGGCCGCGCUAGCCAAGCACGUGGAGAUCCCGCACCCGGAGGAUGAGGAGCCCAUCUGUUCUCCACGCAGCGCGGUUCGGGUCCAGUUCGCGCAGGACAGCCCACGAUCUCGCCCCAGCCAAGAUGGCCAGUUACCAGCACUUUUGGCACAGCAUCAUCGGGAGCUCAUCCGAAAACUUGAGGUUCAGGAUGACGUCUUGAGCCAGAUCCUGUUGAAGUGUGUGCGUGACAGCCGUGAGCAGAAAUCUGGCCUGCAGAGCCCUUCCCGAGUAUCUUCUCAACAGACUCUGGAUAUGGAGCGCAUGUCGAACCACUCAGAUGAAGCGGGCUGGGUGAUGCCCUUGCCGACCAAAGUGACGAGUGCCGACUUGCUGCCAGACGAGCACGAUGAAGACGAGCCCCACCAUCCAACGGAGCACGCUUUCCACAAACGUCCGAGUGUGCAGUUCUCGGAACGCAGCUCCCGGCUUUCGUUUACCCCUCGAAGCACCUUCACACCCAAGCUGUUCACCACGUUCUCGCAGGCGGACUUAAAGCUCCGGGAAAGUGCCGACCACGCACAGGGGAUCAACUCCAGGAAGCGCUUCGCCAGCUGCAAGGGAACAAGCCUGGAGCACAUGAAAAGCCCGGAGAACUGCUGGCAGUGGCUUGUCGGCCAUCCCCUCUUUGAUUGGUUCUUUGCAACAGUGGUGCUGCUGAAUGCUGUUUUCAUUGGCGUGGACGUGCAGAUGAGCAUCGGCUCCAUGGAAAUUCGGCCGAUGCAAAUCCAGGUGAUGCAGUACUGCUUCACUGCUCUCUUCACCAUCGAGUUGGCUUUGCGCUUUGUGGCUAAUGGCGUGCGGCUGUUCUGCCUGGAGGACUGGAUGUGGAGCCUGCUGGACGUGUUCAUUGUGGCGACAUCCCUUUGGGAGAUCAUGGUGGACAUUGUGACAGCCCUCGAAGCUGUGAACGGCAAUAUGGAAAAGAUCGCUGGGAUCUCCAGCUUGAAGGUCUUCCGGAUCAUACGCAUAACGCGGAUCGUGAAGACAAUACAACUGAUGCGCGUCUUCCGGUUCGUGAUGGCCUUCCGAACGCUGAUCUCCUCCAUCAUUCACACCUUGAAGGCGCUGUUCUGGGCGCUGAUUUUGUUGCUCCUCAUCGUGUACGUGUUUGCGGUCUUGUUCACGCAGGCUGUGAAUGCUCACAUUUACGAUCCGGAGGCAACCUCAAUGUCCGCGGCCAACUUGGAGUUCUCGGCGAAGUAUUUUGGUUCGCUGCCGGACACAAUGCUCAGCUUGUUCAUGGCAAUCGCCAACGGUGUGAGCUGGGAAGACAUCUUGGCUCCAUUGCGAGCGAUUUCCAGCGCCUGGGUUCUGCUGUUUCUCUUCUACGUGGCGUUCACGUAUUUUGCUGUGCUGAAUGUCGUAACCGGCGUUUUUUGUCAGUCCGCAAUCGACAGUGCGCAGAAUGACCACGCAACGCUUGUGCAAUCGAUGCUGGCCAACAAG
Molecule: messenger RNA, 1902 nt
Organism: Symbiodinium necroappetens
Lineage: Eukaryota; Dinophyceae; Suessiales; Symbiodiniaceae
Source: the annotation of a GenBank genome assembly